This is a messenger RNA of Mytilinidion resinicola, 1038 nucleotides long. RefSeq lists its product as uncharacterized. Lineage: Eukaryota; Fungi; Ascomycota; Dothideomycetes; Mytilinidiales; Mytilinidiaceae. The record is from RefSeq and is a predicted model, not a curated record. Bases 1 to 1038 code for a protein of 345 amino acids. The transcript has 4 exons.
AUGUCUUCCUCACAGACUCCUUUGAAAGAACUUAUCACGCCGCCUUCAAGCCUCAUAGACGCACCUUUGACACCUCCACCAACGAACGAGAAAGCCUUCACCCAAGUUCCCCGAGUCAUCGCGCUUUUCAAGGAUAUUCAAGCCGGAAGACACACCAAGCAACACCCGUGGAUAGAAUUUCAACUUGCUCGUGGAGAGUACGAUGAGAUAGAGCGUCAGCUUAGGCGAGACGAGCCGCUAUUUGGAUACGUUAAAGACAAGAUACGAUAUGAUUACUACGGAGGAAGCCAUCGGCUUGUCGUUCGGAUGCCGACGGGCGUACAUGAGCUCUUUAUUGAUGGUGUCGAGGACGCGAUUCGAAGUCAACUGAAAGCGAUUCGCAGCGGAUCAGAUAGGGCAGCUCUCUUUGCGCAGAAGGUGCGGCCAGCCCGAUCAACCGAGAUAUCUUUUCCACAUGACGAUGCACAAUACCCUGGCGUUAUAAUCGAAGUCGCAUAUUCGCAGAAGAAGAGGUUGAGCCGGCUAGUUGAAGACUAUCUUCUGGACUCGGAUGCCAGUGUGCAGGUUGUUGUGGGUCUGGAUAUUGAAUAUGGCAAAGAGGGGUCGCGCAAGGCGACAUUGUUGGUGUGGAGAGCUCAAAUAGCCCAUACUACUAAUGGAGAUGAGCUAAGAGUGGUUCGAGAAAUCGCGGAUGAAGCGUUCCGGGACGAUCAAGGACAUCCUACUAAUCAUCCAGGUCUACGACUUCAAUUAUCCGACUUUGCUUGCGAAGAGCUUACACAAGAUGCGAUUAGAGGCGAAGAUCGUGAGAUAACCGUGUCUAGUCUGGAGCUUUGUCAAUACAUUGCUGUUGCAGAAGACAAGAUCCGGCGGCAGAGAGCCCUUGCCAGGCACUCUAUUCUCCCCGGAGUCAAGAAGCGCAAAAGAUCAGAGACACCGCCAGAGAGGAUGGCUUCUGAUGAUGAAGCGAAGUUUGCUAAGCAGGAGGAGAGGGCAGCCAAGCGUAUGGCGGACUAUGACCCUGAUUAUGAGGCAUGA